Perkinsus marinus ATCC 50983 is the source of this 489-nucleotide messenger RNA. RefSeq lists its product as hypothetical. Lineage: Eukaryota; Perkinsozoa; Perkinsida; Perkinsidae. The transcript has a single exon. Bases 1 to 489 code for a protein of 162 amino acids. The record is from RefSeq and is a predicted model, not a curated record.
AUGCCUCCUAGAGCUACUGGGGAUUCGGCCUGCUCUAAGGAUGGUCCUACCUUGUUUUCCUCGCCAGAGUCUACUGUCGUCUCUGGGGACGUAUGGAAGGAUACGGUCGAAAGUUUCCGCCAGGUUCUAGAGGAGGAAGUGAGCCCCCCGGCCUUCGUGUUCGUAGUCCCACCUGAAGUUGCGACCGCUGUCUCCAGCCUGUUGGAAGAGAUUGGAGCUUGGGAGCAAGCCCGUAUGUUCCCUGUAGAAGGUCUACUGGCCUGUAUGAGUUCGACAACUCCUACGGUGAGAUCGGUAGUCAACGACCAGCUCCUCGAGAAAGAAAAUGACGGUUUGGAGAAGCGUUCGCUGGAGGUGCGUUCUUCCGAAGAUCGUCCUGUGGCUUCGAUUACCUCGCCUAGAAGACGUUCUUCCAAGGAUUUUGACUGGAGCACUGAUCAAGUUCUGCACGAGCUGGUGUUCCUCACCCUGGCUGGGGUGAUGCUUUGA